Myxocyprinus asiaticus (Chinese sucker) is the source of this 2257-nucleotide messenger RNA. Its product is annotated as V-set and immunoglobulin domain-containing protein 10-like. The transcript is spliced from 13 exons. Bases 362 to 1876 code for a protein of 504 amino acids. The record is from RefSeq and is a predicted model, not a curated record. Gene Ontology annotation, molecular function: protein binding. Lineage: Eukaryota; Metazoa; Chordata; Actinopteri; Cypriniformes; Catostomidae.
CGAGGGCCCACAAAGGUCCUCUAUGGUUUGGAUCUUAGUCAAGGAAGACUGAUUGUCAUUUCUUUUAAUGUUUUUCCACUUUUUGAUCCCCUUUUUGCCUUCACCAGGUGAGGCACACCUGUGUGGCUGACAGGAGGAGUUUAAAAAUACUGCUCAGAAAAACUCAGUUCAAGGAGCUCAAGAGUUCAGUGACUUCAUAACUGUGAAGAUGGAGUGAAUAAUAUGACUUUUUCUGAAUCAUCAUCUAAAUGUAAAGUCUGACCUACCUACAGGUCCUGUAUCAGCUGAAGCUCUUGUUGGAAGCAGUGUGACACUUGAAGUAUCUCAUAGUGGUGUCUCUCAGCCGGCGGUGACGUGGUUCAUGGGAAGCCUUCCUGUCGCCUCAUGGACCGCUGGUGUCAGCUCAACUCCAGAUUUUGCUUUAAACUACACCAAUGUGUUAACAGCCAAACAGAAUGAAUCCCUCACCUUUCGAAAUGUGUCUCUUAGUUAUAAUGGCACAUAUACCGUGGAAAUGACUAAGAUCGGAGAGGGAAGAGUCAGUGCUACAUUUUACCUCUUUGUUUAUGAUGUCAUCAAGAAUGUAUCCCUGCACACUGAUCCAGAUGGACCAGAUAUGCCCAUUCUAAAGGCGAGCCCCACAAAAGCAGUCUUUGUUUCGGGCGAGUCUGUUUUCCUCUCAUGUGAGGGUGUUGGUGUACCGCCUCCCUCCACCACAUGGCUUUUCAAUGGCCGGUCCAUUCCAACAUCUUCAACAGGAACCGUCAAUCUGACCAGUGUAAAGACAAGUCAAACUGGCAUUUACACUUGCACGAUGAUGAACACAAGGACUGGUGCAAAGCUCGAGAGAAACAUCACUAUAAAUAUUUAUGAGACUCCCAGUGGUGAGCCAUUGUGCUCAUUACACCCUGUGAAUGGAAACAGUGAGCUGCAGUUCCUCUGUGUGUGGCCAGGUGGCACUCCAGAAGCUCAGGUGUCUUUCCCCAGCCUGAGCACUAAUGGCACUGGAGAGGGCAAUUUCAAUAUCACUUCAAGUGCCAUUCAGAGCUUAAAUGGGCAGGAAAUCAUCUGUAAUGCUGAACAUCCUCUAAUUCAGACACAGUGCAGUGUCAUUCCACGUGCUCCUUUAGAUUUUCAACCAGUAAUUUUCACCAACAUGAGCCAAGAUGAACGGACCACUGUUGUGAUCCACUGUUAUACUGAGGCCAUGCCUGAAGACGUCAUGUACUGGGUCAAAGAUGGCCACAGACUGGAAAACGGGCCCAAAUACCAGAUUAGUACCAUUACAGCUCAACUCUUCAUUCAGGACUUUAACGCCAGUUCUACAGAUCUCGACACCUACACCUGCACUGCCAUCAACCCUCUCGGCAGCAGAAUCAUGGAUGCUAAACUGCUCGGCCCUCAGAUAUCCACUUCAGGUGUUUUCCUGAUUGACGAUCAUACUGAAGUGACUUUAAAAUGGGAAGUUCCUCCUACCUCUGUUAUUACAGGCUUUGAUAUCCAGUUGAAGGGUCCAGGCUUCUUAAGCCUCAGACCUCGAAAUGUCACAUCAGAGUUCUGCACCAUCCAAACAAUGUCAGCCUCUGACAGGACCACAAACAUCUCUGGACUCGACCCAAAAUCCACAUAUUACUUCAGAAUCAUCCCUAAAGCAGGCAGAACUGCAGGAGAACAGUCAGAGCAACACAGGAUUGGGCCAGGUGUUGGGCUCACUGGAGCUGCUAUUGCUGGUAUUACUGCUGGAAUCCCCUGCGGUAUUCUCAUCAUCCUCAUUGUGCUGGGUGUCAUUUACUGUAGUAAACGUGCACCACAAAAUGUCCACCAUAUUUAUACCACUACAACGAUCUGUUCGAUGAAUCUGUUGCUCAACAGAUGAAGACCCCAGGUAUCCAGUAUCAAAAGCAGUGGAGAAGGUUGUUAUCUCUCAGACUGGUCUGGCUAAACCUCAUAAGCUGCUAACUGGUUGACUCAAACAAUCUCCUGAGUACAGACUCCAACAGUUUGAACGACUGGGUCCAAUGCCUUCUGUGAACUCCCGUGUGAGAAUGGCCACCACUGUAUGAUGCUGACCUACAAUAUAGUUACAUUUAUUUAAAGGUGACGUGCAAAUUCCACUAGCGGCUUCAAAGUAAUUGCUGUCUUUUAGUUGAGCUGUUUAUGGAGACUGGGCCGGCCGUUACAGCAUUGACUCAUCCAAUAAUGUGAGCUCAGGGCGGGACAGUUUGCCCGACCAAUGUAAGAUUUUAGUUAUAUUUAG